Molecule: messenger RNA, 2217 nt
Organism: Lottia gigantea (owl limpet)
Lineage: Eukaryota; Metazoa; Mollusca; Gastropoda; Lottiidae
Exons: 13
Coding region: 1-2217 (738 amino acids)
Cellular component (GO): Cul2-RING ubiquitin ligase complex
Source: RefSeq, a predicted model, not a curated record
AUGUAUGACAGACCAGUCAGUUUACAGGGGUGUUGUGUGGACUAUAUUUGUGAUAAUUUAGAUUCCUUAUGUGAAAUUCAGUCAUCACCUGAAUGCCCACAACCAAAACAUGUUUUGAAAGACCCUGAUGUGUUUUUUCACAGUAAUUUGUCUGAAAAAUUGCUAGAAACGCUCAAUGACAAAGGUAAAUUGAAUGACAGCACCAUUAAUAUAUUUCAACCAAAUGUGACCUCAUUAAGGCAUGUAUCAAUUAAAGAUGCUUCACUGACGACUAAAGGAUUGAGAAUUUUUAAAUCUCAUAAGAUAUCAGAGUUAGAAAUCACUGGUUUGAAGAGUGUCACUGUUAAUGAUUUGAUUGGUUGUCUAGGAGAAUGGACUUUGACAAACUUGCGACUACUCAAUGUUAGUAAUAGUACUUUCAUUAACAGUGCUAAAUUUUGUGUGGUGGUUUCUCUUUCCAAACUCAGAACUCUGCAUUUUCUCAACGUAAGCAAUACAGAAUUUAGUAAACAUGGUCUAGAAAUAAUUGCUGAAGACUUGCCAUGUUUGGAAUGUCUCGAUAUAUCAGGAACACCUAUCAACGAUAUUUCACCGCUACGAAAGUGUAAGGAUCGAUUGAAGAUGUUGUCAAUGUAUAAUCUUGUGAUAAGUAACACAGAUGAUCUGGUGACAAUAUUAUGUGAACUCCAUAAACUUGUCUAUUUGGAUGUAUCUGUCAAUAAUUCAAACUCUUCUGGUCCUCAAUUCGUAAAUUAUCCUCAGACAAAGUUUGAAAUUUCUCAGUUAUUAUUGAAGAAAGAUUGUCAUCCUGGUUUAUCAUCAUUAGAUAUCUCUGGUAGAGAUGAUGUUCCAGAAAAUGUACUCAGAGAUUAUAUGGACAGUCAUAACAAGUUAUCUUUCCUUGGUUUAGCUUUAACCCAUACUUGUCAAUAUUCAAUGUUUCUGCUGGAAUCUCCUGACUUUAAACAAGAAAUUGUGGUGACAGGUGAAGCUGAUGAAAAACAAAUCAAAGAAUCUUUGAAACGUUAUGUGUCAAGAUAUAUGUAUAUGCAGAGAGCUCUGUAUAGAUUAUUUAGCUUUUCACAACAUAUGACAGAGCCCAGGGAAGAUAUAAUCAAGUUGGUGAUUCCUGCAAUGAAAGCUCAUCCUAAAGAAUUAAAUGUUCAAAUGGCUGCUACAGCAUGCCUGUAUAAUUUGUCUAAAAGUGAAUUAGGCUUAAAGAUACACCCUGCUUGUCUUCGUGAUAUUGUAGAAUUAACAUUACAAGCUAUGGAAAAUUAUCCAAGUCAUCAACAGUUACAGAAGAAUGCUUUAUUAACACUAUGUAGUGAUAGAAUUCUACAAGAUGUGACAUUUGAUAGAUUUCGAUGUGCUAAGUUAGUAAUGGAUUGUUUAUGUACGUUUGAAGAUCAGUCUAUGAACAGAAUGUCUGUAGCUAUUUGUUCUAUUUUAGCAGCUAAGAUUACAACAGAAGAAACAUCUAGAUUAGGAGCUAAGUCACGGAAUAUGAAGAAGUUAUUAGGUUUAGUAAAACAGAAGGUGGAAUCACAGAGUAUAGAUAUUACAUUAAAAUUUACACUGAGUUGUUUAUGGAAUUUAACAGAUGAAUCACCACCAACUUGUCGUGUAUUUUUAUCAGAAAAUGGUUUAGAAUUGUUCAUGUCAACACUUCAGGUAACAUUAUUUACUUUACAAGUUGAAACUAAAAUUCUCGGAUUAUUGAAUAAUAUUGCUGAAGUGAAGUUUUUAAGAAAAGCAUUGAUGAGGGAAGACUUCAUAAUGAUUACAAAUCGUCUGCUAGAAGCUGAACAUAUUGAUGUGAGUUAUUUUGCUGCUGGUAUUGUAGCUCAUAUAGCUAGUGAUGGUGAGGAUACAUGGUCAAUAUCUUGUACAUUACGUACUGAAGUUCUGGAUAAACUGGGUCAAGUUGUUUUAAAUUGGGAGCAGCCUAAAGGUGAAAUGGUGGCUUAUAGGUCUUUUAGUCCAUUUUUUCCACUAUUAGAAUGUCAUGAUUUACCAUCGGUACAGUUAUGGGCUGUUUGGGCAAUUAAUCAUGUUUGUACUAAAAAUGAGAAAAGAUAUUGUCCAUUGCUGCAAGAAGAAGGUGGAACAGAAAAACUUCAUGAUCUAUUAGCAAAUGGGAGUAAAACAUCAAAAGUUGAAGAAAUAACAUUAAAUAUUCUGAAAUUAUUACAAAAUCAUGCUAAAAAUCAAUGA